This is a messenger RNA of Jaminaea rosea, 2237 nucleotides long. Its product is annotated as Brix-domain-containing protein. The transcript is spliced from 6 exons. Gene Ontology annotation, biological process: rRNA processing; ribosomal large subunit assembly. The coding region runs from base 333 to 2012 and encodes 559 amino acids. Gene Ontology annotation, molecular function: rRNA binding. Gene Ontology annotation, cellular component: preribosome, large subunit precursor. The record is from RefSeq and is a predicted model, not a curated record. NCBI's taxonomy places the organism in Eukaryota, Fungi, Basidiomycota, Exobasidiomycetes, Microstromatales.
GCAUUUCCGGCAGUGGAUUGGCAUUGUUCUCUGAAGUGGGAACGGGUGACAUGAUGGCGGAUGGAUGGCGGGUUUGAUGAUGAUGAGAAGAAGGAGCGGGGCUAGAGCAACACCAAUUUCUCAACGUUCCAAGGCGACUCGGCGUCCCUUGAUUCAAUUGGUCAGAGGCGGGGAGCGGGGAGCCGGGUGGAGGAAGGGCCAGGAUCAUCGGAACGGAGGCAUCGGCAGGACGGAAAGGCGGCCAGAGGCUAGGCAGAAUUUCGACUUCGAGGACUCGGGAUGCAGCUGCGUGCGCUUCUCGCGUUCUGGAUAGCAUCAAUCAAGCAGUCAAGAUGGCAAAGAGGAGAAGAAAGACACGCACGCAUCUCAAGGGCCCCAACAAUUCCUCGGGCUCAUCGAGCAAUGCGCCCAAAUCCUUUGUCAUUCGCAGCGGCAAGGUAGGACGUAGUGUUGGCGGCCUUGUCGCCGACGUUCGAAAGACAAUGGAGCCAAAUACGGCCAGUCGAUUGAAGGAGCGCAAAUCAAACAAGCUUCGCGAUUUUGUGGCCAUGGCUGGCCCACUAGGCGUCUCUCACUUGAUGGUCUUCAAUCAGACGGACGCUGGCGUCAAUCUGCGUAUCGCUAGGUGUCCCCGUGGGCCCACUUGCACGUUCAGAGUCAACAAAUUCGCCUUGACCAAUGAUAUCAUCCACAGUCAGAGGAGGCCAAGAGCGCCGGGUGGAGAGUACAAUACACAGCCCUUGCUCGUCCUCAAUAACUUUGGGGGAGAAGCUCGUCACUUGAAGCUAUUGGUAACCGUCUUUCAGAACCUCUUCCCGCCUAUCCAAGUACAGACGAUGCACCUCUCGCAGGCACGUCGUGUCGUGCUCCUCUCCUACAACGCUCAGACCGAGACCAUCGAAUGGCGCCACUUUCUCAUCUCCGUCCGCCCAGUGGGCGUCUCGCGCUCAGUGCGUCGCGUAGUAGAAGGUACGACGAAGCCUGGCGGCAGCAACAGCGCUGCUGGUCCAUCGUCUGCUGGGGCCCCCGCCAAGCGCAAAGGGGGCAAAGGUAUCCCGAAUUUGGGAAACGUAGGCGACAUCAGCGAGUACGUCCUUGGCCGAACUACUCGUGCCGGUUCAACAGGCGCAGCGAGCGAUACGGACGCCUCUGAGGCCGAGUCCGAGGUCGAGGACAUGAAUGAUCCCAACAAUGCAGUCGAGCUCUUCCAGCGCUACGUCGGCAGGGGCAAUGACGCCAAUAAGCAGCGCGCCGUCAGGCUGAGAGAGAUUGGGCCGAGGAUGGAGCUCAAGUUGAUCAAGAUUGAGGAGGGCAUGGCAGGCGGAGAGACGCUGUACCACGACAGAGUCAAGAAGACGGCCAAGGAAGCCGCUGAGCUCAAGUCGUCUACGGCUGCUAAGGCGAAGCUCAAGGACGAGAGAAGGAAGGAGCAAGAGGCCAAUGUGCAAAGGAAGAAGGCCGAGAAGGAAGAGAGGAAGGGUGCGGCCAAGGCUGAGGCUGCAGAUGACGAGGAGGACGUAGAAGAGGAGAACGACGACGACGAAGCACUCGGUCUCGACGACGAUGCUGACGCCGGUGAGGAGGAGGAGGAAGAUGAAUUCGAGUACGAGGAUCGCUUCGGGCCUGGAAGCAAGUCAGCCGUCGGGGAAGACGACGAUGACGAGGCAGACCUCUUCGAUGAAGACGAUGACGCCGGAGAACUCGACGAGGACGACGAUGAGGAGGAACUUUCGGACGAGGAAAAGUCAUUCGAUGACGGCGACGACGAGUCCGACCUGGAACCGAUUGCGCUCAAUGGCGGCCUGCAAGCGUACAGCGAUAGCGAUGAGGCGCCGAUGGACGAUGAAAUGGACGACGGCGAUGAGGAGGAAGACGAUGAGGGAGACGAGGAUGAGGACGAUGCAGCACCUCCUGCUCGAGGCCAAGCCAAGCGAGCCAAGGUCGCACCAUCGGCUGCGCCGCCCAGGCCUCCCAAAGGCGGCAAAGGCAAAGCUGGAGGACGCCGUCGUUGAUGGUCUUUACGGAGGAUAGGCUCUUCCCCCCUUGUACGUGUAGGUAUCCACAGGUCGUGUUCAAUCGCAGCAUCAUCUAUGGCCUUUGCUCAAUUGUGGACGUGGACGCGGAUACGGAGCGGUGCAGGCUCUUCGCCUCGUCUCUGCUCGCGGAGCGCGGCUGACUGCCGCCAAUCCGAUGCUGACGCCCGCUUUGAAGACAGGCAGCCGCGACCACGCUCGUUC